Molecule: messenger RNA, 2175 nt
Organism: Hypoxylon trugodes
Lineage: Eukaryota; Fungi; Ascomycota; Sordariomycetes; Xylariales; Hypoxylaceae
Product: MFS general substrate transporter
Exons: 4
Coding region: 380-2083 (567 amino acids)
Biological process (GO): transmembrane transport
Molecular function (GO): transmembrane transporter activity
Source: RefSeq, a predicted model, not a curated record
AUGGUGUAGACAUCAUAGAGGUUCCAAUUACCAAUUUUUACAGGGUCAUUCUACCAAUAGGAUCCCGUACCAAUUCUUCCCCCCUACCAAAUAAAGCAAUGUAUGAUGAAAAUGAUCCCGGGUUUUAGGGGACUCUGAAAAUCGGAAAUAAGUUCGGAAUCUCGUCUUCAUAAUCGCAAUAGUUGACGUAAUGCUGUCAUAUGUAUCAUUGCCUGCGCUCUGAUAUCGCGUUUAAUUCGUAACGCGAGCUAUUGUUCACUUCCUAUAUUAUACUUUUUCUCCCAGCUACGUUCAUCGCAUCGGAGUGCUUGCAACAUGACCUUACUGGAACUUCUUCGUUCUCGGUUUUUAGGAGGUCUAGUUGAGGAUACAAACGACUAUGGUCGACCUGGGGCGCAUGUUCUCGAGGCCAACGGCUAAGCCGUAUCGAACCGGUAAUCUAGAAUUUGAUGAACAACCUUACUUAAACGAAAAUGGACAUGUUGAUUUUAAACCUGGUGAUAUCGAAAAUCCUCAUAAUUGGACGAACUGGAGACGUUGGUAUGUGACGAUAUGUACGGUGUUACUUGUUGUCAACGCGACCUUUGGAUCAUCGGCUCCAUCCGGUUGUUUCGGGAGUAUCUCUAAAGAAUUUGGAGUGUCUGAGGAAGCAGCCGGACUCACUAUAACCCUUUUCCUUCUUGGUUAUUGUGCCGGACCUCUAGUCUUCGCUCCUCUGUCUGAGUUCUACGGCAGAAGAUGGAUAUUCUACAGCACUUUUCUGCUAUACAUCGCGUUCAAUUUCUUAUGCGCAUUCGCACCGAAUUUUGGAAGCUUGCUCGUCGGCAGAUUUCUCACUGGCACAUUCGUGAGCGCCCCGCUCAGUAACAGUCCCGGUACUCUGGCGGACUUGUGGGGGCCAGUUGAGCGUGGCAAUGCGAUGGCGGUCUUUUCAUGUAUGGUAUGGGCCGGCCCAGCGCUUGGGCCGGUGGUUGGUGGCUUUCUUGAGCUGAAGAAGGACUGGAGGUGGAGUUUUUACGUUUUGCUCUGGCUGGGUGGUGCUAGUGCGAUAACCAUGUUUACGAUCCCGGAGACUUUCGGUCCUAUGAUUCUCGUUAAUAGGGCUCGUCGCAUUCGAAAAGCGAAGAUACCUGGUUACGGAAAUGUCAAGGCCCCGGUGGAAGACGACGAUCGUUCUCUCAUGGGCGUGUACAAGGUGGCCCUCACGAGACCGUGGAUCAUCUUGUUCGACCCUAUUUCCUUCCUCUGUGCGAUAUACAUGUCUGUCGUGUACACGUUGCUAUAUAUGCUUUUUUCCAUUUAUCCGAUUGUAUUCCAGCAGAAACGAGGGUGGAAUGUUGGAGUUGGCGAACUCCCAUUGAUUGGAACAGCGAUUGGUGCAUUCAUCGGUGCCAUCAUCGUCUGGUUUGAUUCUAAACAUAAGGCCAAAAAGCUCGAACAGGGAGUCAAACUAAAACCUGAAGAUCGAUUAACCCUAGGUAUCAUUGGUGGAAUCGGGUUCCCAGUAACCAUGUUUUGGUUUGCUUGGACGGCUGAGUACAACUCGAUUCAUUGGAUAGUCCCAACUAUCGCGGGAGUAUUUCUAGCAGCCUCGCUUAUGCUCAUUUUUGUAGCGUAUCUGAAUUAUCUAGUUGAUUCUUACUUGAUGUACGCUGCAUCCGCGAUCGCGGUGAAUACCGUCUGUCGCUCGGCAUGUGGUGCCGCAGCGCCUUUGUUCACAGAUUACAUGUUCGAUACCCUCGGCGUUGGGGGUGGUGGUUCGUUAAUUGGAGGCGUCGCGACGUUACUCGCUGUAAUUCCGUUCGCUUUUUAUAAGUAUGGUGAACGAAUUCGUGUGCAUUCAAGAUUCGCACCUACCGAUCUAGAGAAACCCGACGAUGAAGAGGCGCAGCGAAACAAGAAAGAAAAGUCAACAGAACAGCGCCCCGACAUUCCAUUGGCGGGGUCAAAAUCAUCUAGUACGGUGGCAGGGUAUGAGGAUAGCGAAACACAUGUUGAAAAGCGACGUGAAGAACAAGAUGACGAUGUUCAGAAUGCGUUGGGGGAACCAAGGGACGAGAACGUACAGUUUGGACGUCAUUAAGAGAAAUGUUGAUGAAGUUAUGUCUAUAGAUUUUGAAUAUUACAAAGACUUGAUUUCCAAGGUUGUGAGCCGUAAUAUUAGUGAGCUGGGUA